AUGAUUAAAUAAUCAACUUUUUCAAAAUGUGGUAAGCACCAUAAAGAGAUAGUCCUAAUUGGAAAGAGCAUAGGAAGGUUAUGCAUGUAUUGCAUCACAGAUUUACUUGCUGCUUAAGAAAUUAGUUUUCCAUCUAUUUAAGAUGCUAUGGUAUUACCUGGAAAUAUUUCAAAUCUUUUCAUAAGAGAAUUAGAUGACCAAAGCAAAAAAAAUAUUGAGAUAUUAAUGAAAAUUAAAAUAUAUUUAGCAAAUUGGAAAUCAUACAUUUCAAAGGAAAUUGAUAAAAAUAUUGUAAAAAUAGAUAAUUCAAUAUACAAUAUUAAUGAUACAAUCAAAGGAAUAGCAAGGUCCUUUCAAAAGAUGGAGGAAACAGUGUCAUUUUUAGCAGCCUGGAAAAAUAUAAAAUCAAAUCUCUUCAAGUAUUCAGAUUUGUCAAAUGAUAUUGUUCAAUCAGUUUUUUUGUUAUAAUCGAAAUAAUAGGAACUUUAUGAAGACAUAAUAAAUAAUACAGGUCUUUAUACAACUAAUGAUAUCAUAGAAACAUUUGACGAAUUAAAUAAGUAUGCAAAUUAGAAUGAUGAAGCGUAAUCAAAUGAAUAAAUAUUUGAAUAAUUUAUAGAUAAAAGUGUUUUCCAGGAGGAUCUUUGCCGUGCUAUAGCCUUUAACUAAAAUUCUUCCAUUAUGAUCUCAGGGCAUUUAAGUAAUAAAAUAAGAAUAUAUGAUUUCAAAAAUGAAGAAAUAAAAUUCAAUUAAGAACUUUCAGAACAUACUAAUAUAGUGUAAUGUUUGCACUUCAUGAAACACUUUAAUUAGUUCAUCUCAGGAAGUUUUGAUAAGACCAUUCGAAUAUGGUCUUUUGAUAAUUCUUAGAGUAUAUGGUAUUGUUCAGAAAUAUUAAGAGCGCAUAUUUCUGCAAUUCAAUGUAUGANAAAAAUGACACUGUAGGAAUAACUUAUGAUAUUUUUCUAUUUAUAACAUUACAUUAAUAGUUUUGUUUAUCAAAUAUAUUUAAUGGUGUUUCUACGUUUUCUUAAUUUUCAUUUUCUAUUUUAUAUUAAUUCAUUUUUGAAUUAUUGA
Molecule: messenger RNA, 1077 nt
Organism: Paramecium octaurelia
Lineage: Eukaryota; Ciliophora; Oligohymenophorea; Peniculida; Parameciidae
Source: the annotation of a GenBank genome assembly